CCCAGUUCCUUCGCUUGGUCACUGGUCUAAGUUACCUCUGAGCUGCUUCACAGCUGCCUGUCCAUCGCUGAGGAACGUCUUCUGUUCCCAUCCAUCGAGCGGACUUGAUCGCAGCGCGUAUAUAUAUAACAGCGACUGACCGCGCCCAAAGUGAUCUUGCCACGGUCAAUUAGGCUACCACUUGGUGUAUCUUUCACUUCCUUCGGCGUGUGCGGCUGACUACCUUGAUCGAUACUGCGGUGAUUAAUUCCCCAGAACUCUUCAGCAGAAUGCCACAGGAGACGGGAGCAGAUGAAGUAGAGAAGACUAGUGCGGGGUACAGUUGCUACACAGUAAAGGAGCUUGCGGCAAGCAAGUACGUGCACACCGAUCCCCUCGCCACACCAAUUGAGGAAUGCUUUGACUGGGCCCACGAAUUGCACGACCUGGUGGCCUUCCAAGGCUCCUCGGAGUUCUACUUGGUGGUGUUCCGCUCCGUUCGCAAGUCCACCGCUGACUCCGUAAUGCUCUACGAGGCCGACGCCGCUGCUCAGGAAGAAGCUCGCCUCAGCGGCGGAUUGCUCAAGUACUGGUAUGGAAUCAUGAACGAGAGGCGUGAAUGCCUGGCGAUGUGCAUCUGGACUAGUCGCGAGGACGCGAAGAAGGCGAUCUACAAGCCGGCACACCGUGUGGCUAUGAAGCUGGCAUCAUCCAUGUAUGACAUGUACCGGCUGGAGCGCUACUCCCUCCAGAUCGACGAGAAUAUGGUCCCUACUUUCACUCUCCUCGGACGUUGCAUGUCCUCCUGACAUUCUUCUCGAGAACCACCCCGCUCGUCCCACACGCUCCCACAUAUCCUCCUCUGCUCUAGUGCGCACCCUCGGCCAGCUCCGAGGAAGAUUCGAUCUGAUCACCAGAAUCUCUACAUUAUUAGUAUUCUCUUGUGCGUUCACAAGUAGGUAGUUUACUAAGACUUGAUGGAAUUAUUAUUGUAUUGACGUUAUCCUUCAUUACGUGAAAUUUCAUCAUAUCAUCCCUUAUUCUGUGCA
Physcomitrium patens is the source of this 1028-nucleotide messenger RNA. The record is from RefSeq and is a predicted model, not a curated record. Lineage: Eukaryota; Viridiplantae; Streptophyta; Bryopsida; Funariales; Funariaceae.